AUGUCUUAUAAUUCAUCACUUGAUGACUUCUGUGGAUCUAAAUUUUGGGAUAGCAAUUUAACUUGGUAUACUGAUAAUCCAGAGUUUACACCAUGCUUUGAAAAGACUGUGCUUGUUUGGACACCCUGUAUAUACCUGUGGGUGGCAGCUCUACUCGAUGCCUAUUAUAUUUUAAACAGCAAGGAGAGAAAUAUACCAUGGAACAUUCUUAAUACCAGUAAAUUACUUAUAACAUGUCUUCUAAUUGUUUUAAAAUUUGUGGAUUUGGGUGUAACAGUUCACAAAUCAUCUAAAGAAGAGGAAGUAUUCAAUGCUGAUUACUAUAGCCCUAUCAUAAAGAUACUGACAUUUGGAUUAUCAGCCACGUUGUUGUACUAUAACCGGAAGUAUGGGAUGAGGGCAUCUGGGGUUUUGUUCUUCUUCUGGCUCCUGUUGAUCCUGGCGGGAUUACCACAGCUGAGAACGGAAGUGAUGGCCCAUUACAAGUUGGCCGACGACGAGAACGUCCAGUACAACUUCGUCAGUUACAUGAUAUACUACCCAAUGAUUCUGUUGAUGUUCGUACUAAACUGUUUCGCCGAUUUGCCGCCGAAGGACACACCGUAUAAGUAUGAAAAGAACCAAUGCCCCGAGAGCGCCGCUGGUUUCCCGAGCCGGCUGACGUUCAGCUGGUUCGACCCCCUGGCCCUGACCGGGUUCCGGCGCAGCCUGACGGAGGCCGACCUGUGGGCCCUCAACCCCCCAGACUCGUCCAAGGAGGUGGUGCCCAGGUUCGACAAGUUCUGGGGCAGGACGCUGCAGAAAAGGGAGAUCUCGAACGGCACCAAAGCGACGUACAGCAAGACCUCCGCCAGCGUGAACUUCAAGCCGGAGAACGAGAGGAAGCCGGCCUCGAUCCUGCCCGCGCUCUGCCUCGCCUUUGGAGGGCAGUUCCUCUUCGGCGCACUCCUCAAGCUGUUCAACGACACGAUGAUCUUCAUCUCGCCCCAACUGCUCCAGCUCCUAAUAGAGUUCGUGAACGGCAACGAGCCCGUGUGGAAGGGAUACGUGUACGCGGUUGCUCUGUUGGCCUGCGCCACCGUUCAGACGAUGCUCCUCGCCCACUACUUCACGAGGAUGUACUUCGUGGGCAUGAGGAUCCGGACCGCCCUCACCAGCGCCAUCUACAGGAAGUCGCUGCGGAUGUCGAACGCCGCUAGGAAGGAGUCCACCGUUGGGGAGAUCGUCAACUUGAUGUCCGUCGACGCGCAGAGGUUUCUAGAAUUAACAGCGUACUUAAAUAUGAUAUGGUCGGCUCCUCUGCAGAUCGCACUGGCAUUGUACUUCCUAUGGGGCAUUCUGGGCCCGUCUGUACUCGCCGGUCUGGCCGUAAUGAUCGUACUAAUACCAGUCAACGGCCUUAUCGCAAACAGGGUGAAAACCCUCCAGAUCAAACAGAUGAAGUACAAAGACGAAAGGGUCAAACUCAUGAACGAAGUACUUAACGGCAUUAAGGUCCUCAAAAUGUACGCAUGGGAACCAAGUUUCGAGGACCAGAUACUUAAAAUACGAAACAAAGAGAUGGUCGUUUUGAGGCAAACCGCAUAUCUAAAUUCGGCGACGUCGUUUAUAUGGUCAUGCGCCCCAUUCCUGGUGUCGCUGAUGUCAUUCGGGUGCUUUGUACUGGUAAACGAAACUGAAGUGCUGGACUCUAAGAGGGCUUUCGUAGCGUUAUCUCUUUUCAACAUCCUGCGUUUUCCGCUAUCCAUGCUGCCUAACGUUAUAUCGAAUGUGGUACAAACGUCCGUUGGAAUCAAGCGAUUGAACAAGUUCAUGAAUUGCGAUGAACUCGACGUGAACUCCGUGGAACAUGACCCGAAAGAGCCGGACCCCCUCGUGAUAGAGAACGGCCACUUCUCCUGGGGCGAGGAGCAGCCGGUGCUGCGCAACCUAAGCAUCAGGAUCCCGCGCGGUUCCCUGGUGGCCGUGGUGGGUGCCGUCGGCUCCGGCAAGAGCUCCCUCCUGGCCGCCUUCCUCGGCGAGAUGGACAAGAUAUCCGGCCGCGUGAACACGCACGGCAGUAUAGCGUACGUGCCGCAGCAGGCUUGGAUCCAGAACGCGACGCUGCAGGGCAACAUACUGUUCGGGAAGCCCCUGGACGCGGCCAAGUACGCGAACGUGAUCGGCGUGUGCGCCCUCAAGCCGGACUUCGACGUGCUGCCGGGCGGGGACCAGACAGAGAUCGGCGAGAAAGGUAUCAAUUUAUCGGGUGGUCAGAAGCAGAGGGUGUCUUUGGCUAGGGCGGUCUAUUACGACGCCGAUAAUUACUUCCUCGACGAUCCCCUCAGCGCCGUGGAUUCGCACGUUGGCAAGCAUAUCUUCGAUAAGGUGAUCGGGCCGAACGGUCUGUUGAAGAACAAGACUCGCGUAUGGGUGACGCACAACGUGACCUAUCUGGCCCAAACGGACCUGGUGCUGGUGCUGCGCGACGGCCAGGUCUCGGAGGCGGGCACUUACCAGCAGCUGCUGGAGAAGAAGGGCGCCUUCGCCGAGUUCCUGCUUCACCAUCUCAGCGAUGCGGAGAGGACCUCGCCGGAAGAACUUGAUGAGAUUAAGCAAGACCUGGAGAGCAAGCUGGGCUCCGAGUUCCAGAACAAGUUGCAGAGGGCGCGCUCACUCUCUGAGAGCACCUCUGAGUCUGAACAGCCAGCAGCCGGUGAUAGAACCGGCAGCGUAAAGAGACGCACCCCUGACGACGCCACGCCCAACGAACUCAAGGAAAAGAACAAGUUGAUUGAGACAGAAAAGACUGAGACGGGCAGUGUGAAAUGGGCUGUUUACAAGCACUACCUGACGAGCGUAGGCGUGCUGGCGUCGGUGGUCACGAUCCUCAUGAACUUGGUGCUGCAGCUGUUCCAGGUCGGCUCCAACUACUGGCUCUCCGAGUGGUCCAAUGACAAAACUGUUAUGAUGGAGAAUGGUACCUUAGACAAAAGCAAGCGCGAUCUAUACCUUGGUGUAUAUGGUGGUCUCGGCAUUGGGCAAGUCGUUGCGGUGUCGGUGUCGUCGCUGGCGCUGUACCUGGGCACGCUGGCGGCGUCUCGUGCGCUGCACGCCGGCCUGCUGGCGGGGGUGCUUCGCGCCCCGAGCAUCGGCUUCUUCGACUGCACGCCCGUCGGCCGCGUGCUCAACCGCUUCAGCAAGGACGUGGACGUGCUCGACAACGUGCUGCCGAUGACGCUCCGCGGCUGGACCUCGUGCUUCUUCUCGGUGCUGGGCACGCUGUUCGUGAUCAGCUACUCGACGCCGAUCUUCAUGAGCUUGAUAGUGCCGUUCGGCAUCAUCUACUACGUGAUCCAGCGCUUCUACGUGGCCACGUCACGUCAGCUCAAGCGACUCGAGUCCGUGUCACGCUCGCCCAUUUACUCGCACUUUGGUGAGAGCAUCACGGGGGCAACCACCAUACGCGCCUAUGGCGUCACCAGGAGAUUCGUCGAGGAAUCCGAGCGGGGAGUGGACCACAAUCAGUCCUGCUACUACCCCAGCUGCAUCGCUAACCGGUGGCUGGCCGUUCGGCUGGAGAUGAUCGGCAACCUGAUCAUCUUCUUCGCCGCUCUGUUCGCCGUUCUAGCGCGGGACACGAUCAACGCCGGCAUCGUGGGUCUAUCGAUCAGCUACGCCCUGCAGAUAACUCAAACGCUCAAUUGGCUCGUUCGGAUGACGUCAGAGGUGGAAACGAACAUAGUGGCAGUGGAAAGGAUUAAGGAGUACGCUGAAACGAAGCAGGAGGCGGCGUGGACGCAGCCGAACGGGCCGGGCGCCACGUGGCCGGAGACGGGCGCAUUGCAGCUGGAGCGGCUGACGCUGGGCUACCGUGCGGGCGAGCCGGCGCUGCGCGACGUCACCUGCACGGUGGCGCCGCGCGACAAGCUCGCCAUCGUGGGCCGCACCGGCGCCGGCAAGUCCACGCUCACGCUCGGCCUCUUCAGGAUAGUGGAAGCGAUGGGCGGCAAGAUCCUGAUCGACGGCAUCGACAUCUCUACGAUCGGCCUUCACCAGCUGCGCUCCCGCAUCACGAUCAUCCCCCAGGACCCUGUGCUGUUCUCGGGCACACUCCGCAUGAACCUGGACCCCUUCGAUGUCUACUCCGACGAAGACAUCUGGCGCUCGCUGGAGCACGCGCAUCUCAAGACCUUCGUUCAAGGUCUCCAAGCGGGGCUGCGCCACGAGAUCUCGGAGGGCGGCGAGAACCUGUCCGUGGGGCAGCGGCAGCUGGUGUGCUUGGCGCGCGCCCUCCUGCGCAAGACCCCACUCCUCGUGCUGGACGAGGCGACCGCCGCCGUCGACCUGGAGACCGAUGAGCUCAUACAGAAAACCAUUCGUUCGGAGUUCGCGUCGUGCACCGUUCUCACCAUCGCCCACCGUCUGAACACCAUAAUGGACUCCACCAGAGUCAUGGUGCUCGACAAAGGCCAGCUUGUGGAGUAUGCUCCACCAGAACAAUUGCUCCAAGACAAAAACUCUAUCUUCUACAGCAUGGCAAAGGAUGCUGGACUCGUCAAU
Messenger RNA from Iphiclides podalirius (scarce swallowtail), 4542 nucleotides. Lineage: Eukaryota; Metazoa; Arthropoda; Insecta; Lepidoptera; Papilionidae. The record is from the annotation of a GenBank genome assembly.